AUGCCUACAUAUUACAAUCCUAAUAUUAAAUCAAUAACUCCUACUGCUCCUUUUAGAAUGUUAACAACUCCAUCGUCAAAAUUUUCUACACCAACUCUGAAACAGCCAAAACCUGCCAAAACUGACAUCAUCUUUCCUCUUUCAAAUGAUUCACAUUAUGUUUCCGCAUCAAAUUUCUUAAAAAGAAUUGAGAAUGAGAAAGUCUUAUGUUUGGCAUUAGCAAUUGCAUAUUUUGAUCUAAUAAUGUUUUUUAAAGAGGAGUGCGAAAUAUGUUAUGAAAAAUCUAAAAAAGCUUUAAAAAAAAAAGUUGACUAUGAUGAACAGAAAAUUAAUGAAAUCUUGAGAAAAGUUAAAGAAUGG
This is a messenger RNA of Racocetra persica, 360 nucleotides long. The record is from the annotation of a GenBank genome assembly. NCBI's taxonomy places the organism in Eukaryota, Fungi, Glomeromycota, Glomeromycetes, Diversisporales, Gigasporaceae.